Molecule: messenger RNA, 2154 nt
Organism: Neospora caninum
Lineage: Eukaryota; Apicomplexa; Conoidasida; Eucoccidiorida; Sarcocystidae
Product: putative U4/U6 small nuclear ribonucleoprotein
Exons: 4
Coding region: 1-2154 (717 amino acids)
Biological process (GO): mRNA splicing, via spliceosome
Cellular component (GO): U4/U6 x U5 tri-snRNP complex
Molecular function (GO): U4 snRNA binding; protein binding; U6 snRNA binding
Source: RefSeq, a predicted model, not a curated record
AUGCCGCCUCAGAUUGAGUCGCCUCCCUCGCAAGCAGGCGAUGCACCUGCUGCGAGCGCAAAAGGAAAUUUGAGCGAUGGUCCUCCGAGCAAAACCCACAUUUACUUCGGCCCAGUCUCGGGCACAGCGCCCGCGGGAGUCGCCGCCGUCUCGGACGUCACUGGCGAAGUGGAUACGGGAUCAGGCGGCCAGGAAGUCGAGGCCGAGCCGGCUGUUCAGAGACACCAGGAGCUGCUGAAACGCUUCGAGAUCCAGCAGAAGGCUUCGAACUUCCAAGCUGUCUGCCCGACACAUGAUCGAACCGUCAAAAAAGUUCUGCGUGCGCUCGGACACCCGAUCUGUCUCUUUGGCGAAGGCCCCUUCGAGCGGAGACAGCGCCUGAAGCUUCUCUUUGCCGAAGGCGUGACACUGCCCCAGGAAGAGCUGCAAAAGUUCACUUUGGAAGACGAGUCUUUGUCUCGGGCAAAGCGCGCGGGAAUCGAAGAGGCGGCAGCAGAAGAUGUGGCAGACGGCAACGAAUUGUUCUUCACGGAAGGCUCGCCGAGUCUCCUUGAAGCCCGUCGGUUUCUACUCGAAGACAGCGUGCGGCGCUCGCGGCUGCGUCUGCGCCAAGAGCAGCUCCUGAAGCGAGACGUGCCGAAGCCUGUGUCUCUCAAGUCGCAGGCAGCCCUCCUCCUCUCGCCGUCCGCCACGCUCUCUCCGCUUCCGAAACGCUCCGUGCUUCGGAGUCUCUGCCGGUUCUGUUCGCACCUGCAAAACCAACUGGCGGUGCGCGCGUCUCAGGUCGGCGACGAUCGUCCCCUCACCUGCUGCAGGUUUUCUCCCGGCAGUUCCCGUCUUUUGCGUUUCGUCCUCGCGUCGCCAGAACGUGCAGACGUGGAGGGCGACGUGGAGACAGAGGCGGCACCCUUGAAGCGCGUGAAGACCGAGCCGACCGAGUCGGACAUGGACGAGGCAAGAAACGCGUGGGAGGAAGACGAAGGCGUGCGUUUCUGCGGAGAGAAAAGGCAGGACCUGAACGAGGACCCUCUCUUGCUCCAGUCGUGGGGAGGCGACUCCCAGUUCCUCGCAACCAGCAGCUGGAAUGAAGUCGUCAAGCUCUGGUCAGUCCAAGACGGCGAACUGCUGCAAGAGCUACGCGGCCACACGGGACGCGUCCACGCACUCGCGUGGAGAGACACUCCAGAGGGAGAGGCCCCAAGAAGCAGCGACACAGCCCAGAAGGGCGGCGUUCCGCUCCUUCUCGCCAGCGGAGGGGCGGAUGGGGCGAUCUGCUUGUGGGACAUUCACCGCAUGCACACGCGCAGUUCGGGCCUUGAAUCCUCAGCAAAGACUCCACACAGCAACCAGAACAGUCGCGAUCUGCUGGUCUUCCAGCUGGAGGGACACGAAGACCGCGUCAACCGCCUGGCCUUCCAUCCCUCCGGGAGGUACUUGGCGUCCACGUCUCACGACGAAACGUGGAGAUUCUGGGACAUCGAGACUCAGCAAGAACUUCUCCUGCAGGAAGGUCAUGCUGCGGCGGUGUAUGGCGUGUCUAUACACCCGGACGGCUCACUGAUUGUUACCACCGAUCUCUCGGGCAUUGUCCGUGUCUGGGACUUGCGAACCGGCCGGACAGUUAUGCCUCUCGUGGGGCACGUGAAGCAAGUCGUAUCGGCUUCCUUCCAUCCCAUAAUGGGAAAUAUCGUAGCCACAGCGUCGGAUGACCACUCAGUGAAGAUCUGGGAUCUGCGCAAGGGCAUGAGCAAACAAUCGCAAGGCGCGUCCGCUUCGAAUAACGGCCCUCAACCGGGCGGGAGCCACAGUAACAAACCGAGUUCAAACAUAAUCACUACUGUUCUCGCACACAACAAACUGGUCACAGAAGUGCUGUUUGAGCCUAUAUAUGGGAGGUGUAUGUACACCUCAUCUUUUGACGGCCUCGUGAAAGUCUGGAGCGUGAACGACUUUGCCUGUCUGAAAACGCUGGCAGCUCACGAGGGCAGAGUGAUGAGCAUGGACGUCAUGAAAGGAGGAGAAAUCCUGGCCAGCGUUGGCUUCGAUCGCACCUGGAAGCUGUGGAAAUGCGGGAGCCAUUUCUAUGCGUCGAGCCCGAAAACCGAGAAGUCAGAACCACGCGAGACAAAAAGCGAGGCGGAGCAAGAAAAGUAG